Molecule: messenger RNA, 1725 nt
Organism: Vespa mandarinia (Asian giant hornet)
Lineage: Eukaryota; Metazoa; Arthropoda; Insecta; Hymenoptera; Vespidae
Source: RefSeq, a predicted model, not a curated record
AUAUAUAUAAACAAGACGUUAGGGUAAUUUACCUUACUCGAUGAUAUGAGUACGCAAAAUGAAAACGAUGAGAACGUAGAAGGAGAGAAGUCCAACUUGAAUUUAAAAAAGAUUCAAAAAUCGAAAUGUUUUAAGAGUUUUGUGAAAUUAAAACAUCAGGAAUACAUUUUAGAAAAAGGACUCGUUAAUUUAAUAAAUAAUAUGAAACUCGACGGUGACGUUAUUAAAAAUUUAUCUAAAGAAGAAAAGGAACUGUCCGCUAAGAGAGAAAAUGUAUUAUCAAUUCUAUGUAAAACGGUUUUCGAUAUCAAUGACGAUGUGAAAAAAGUCAAAAUGAUCAUAUCCGAUCCUGAAGAAAUUCAACAACUAGAUAUAAACGAAUUUAAAUCUAAAUUGAUCGAAAUUUCAAAAAAAUUAAACGAUUUUAAAAAAACUUGUCCUCUUCAAACAUUGUCAGAAGAUGGAAAUAAAUUGGAUUCCGAUCUAAAAGAAUUUUCAUCGCGUUUACAUAAAUAUAAUACAGUGAAUAAGACGAUAAAAUCAUCAAUCAUAAAUUUAUCGUCAUUUGACAAGGAUAAAAAAAAAAAUCACGAGGAUUACGAAGAGAUCGAAGAUUUCCAUGCGUUGAUUGUUAAAACCGGUUAUACGCAACAUUGGAGCGACGAGGAUCAUUUGUUCUUUUUAAAGAUGAGAAAAAAAUAUAAAAACGUGCCUGCAUUAGUUAACGCCAUUAAAACGAAAUGUCCAGAUAUGUCGAUAGAAAAAAUAAUAAAUCACGAAGCUUGGUACAAAUUAUAUCUUGAAUUACGUGAAAGACAGAGAUUAAAGAUAAACGAAUGGCGAAAGCGUAAAGAAUUGAAUAAAAUGAAAAAAUUACAAAACGUAAGAACUAUCGACAAGGAAAAUCAACGAUCUGAAAUUUCGACGGAUCAUUUAGAAAAAAAUAUGAUUAACGAUAAAGAUGAAAGAUCCGACGCAAUUAUCAAUGAAAAUAUUAAUAAGAAGGAAUUGAUUAAAAAGUGGAAAUUAGAAAGAGAAAACAAACGGAUUAUGGAGGAGGAACAAUCGAAAUUGCGAUUAGAAUCCAAACGGGUUUUGGAUGAGAAACGUGCACGAAUUAGAAUGGAAACAAUACGGGAAAAUUUGCGAGAUUAUAGGAAUAAAAAAUCAAUGGACGAAUUUUUGGAUAAUACGAAAAAGGAUAUAAAAGGUACGAAAGAAUAUGAUCCCACGUUGAUCAAAGAAUUUAGAAAACAGGAUGAGGAAUAUAUUCGAAAAAGAAGGAUAUUAAUUUCGCGUACGGACAAAAUUCAACAAAAUAAAUUUACGAUCUCGCGAAAAUAUAAAUUAAAUAAAUAUCCUUCGACAUUGUGCGAACCUACAAAAGCAUGGCAAGAAAAAUGUAAAAUUGAGGAUUUCAAGAAGAAGAAUAAUCAAGAAGUACGAUAUAUUAAGGAUAUACCAAAACUAUAUACACGAUGGAGAAACGAAGAGUCUAUAGAUUUACAAAAUUAUUUUGCAUUGUGAAAAAACAAUCGUGUAUUUUUUACAAAAAUUCAAUACUUACUUGAAACUCCUAGUUUUCCUUUUGUUCUUUAAGUACACGAAAGAGUUCACUGUCAACACUGAACAUUCAUUAUGAAUUAAUUGCAAUAAUAAAUCUCAGCACUAUAUAUAUAUAUACAUAUAUAUAUAUAUAUACAUAUAUGUACAACACUCACGCAC